AUGGUGACCGACGACGUUGGUAUCCUCCAUCACUUACCUCAUGGGCCUCCUCCUCUCCCCGGCGACGAGGCCGAACAUGGCCCAAACCACCUUCCUACAGCCCCUCACAUCUACUCACACACUCAUCACAGUCUCAUCCAUAGAGUCACACCUCGCCGCCUUCCUCAGCGCGGACUAUCUCCAAACUUCAGUAUCAACUCCUACUAUCUCGACCUCCUGAACAGAAUCGGGUUCAACUCCCCUCUCCCCGCGGGAUCCAACACACCCUUCCCUUCUAGUCCUGUCCGUCCACCCAAGCCCGCGGAACGCCUCGAGCCGACCAAGGAAGGGUCCAAGAACCUGGUCCCCGUCGUGGCGAUGCGAGAGAGAACGACUCAUGUCUGGUCCUUCGUCGCACACGUGUCGCAAGCGCUCCAGAUGGAGAGUGACUGGCCCAUGUCCUCACAAAUAGUCGAGGAAGGUGAUACAGCCCUGGAGACAAGACUCCUCCCAACUCCGCCGGCUGAGCUGAGCAUCGGCUUUAUGGAUCUAGAUCACCCCGUCGGGGGCAUGAGUCAAGGGCCGGACGGCUCUGUGCCCGCCACUCGCCCCGAUAUCGCGGGACCUUCUCUUCUCGGGCCAGAACCAGGUCGAAGCGUCCCUCCCCAAGGUUUCACCUCCAAGGUUCCGCCCGUCUCGCCAUCUCCCGACCCAGAUGCAUCCUCCCUCAUGGUCGUCGAUCACGCACCCCUCAAGCGACAAGCCAUGCGAGGCAACUUCCGUGCACCCGAGCAAGUCGCUCCCGAGGAAGCACAGUGGCGCACUGGCAAGGCGCCAGGUUACCAGGGCCUGAACCAGAAGCGGAAAGCCGAGUCUAGCAGUGAUCACGAGAAUGAGUCUCGCGACAUAGGAGUGUCGGCGGCUCGGGUACUCAAGCGGCCGUUCAAGCCUCCCACCAUAGUCAAGCUGCCAACGGCCCGAAAGGUCAGACUCAAGCCUACUCAACCAGCGGCUCCCGUAAACAAGCCGCGUAUAGGUCUAACCCGCCAGCUCGGGACGACUCUCCGAGCAAAGCCCUUUAUCCCUCCCUCCCAGGCCGCCGACGGAUCAUCAGCCCAGCCGCACUUGAACUCGUUUCGGAGGACCAGCAGAAGCGGGAAGAGCAGCGCCAUGGACCUUAACAAGCCGCUGAUUGCCUCGCUCGAGAACCGCCUUCUGACCAUCCGCAAGGCGAUCAACCUCGACCAGUCAAACAACGAUAGUGUUGUCGAUGGACGAGUCCACACAUGGCGCCAUGCGGGUCGCGAGGUGGCCGACAUGCUGUUUGCGCUACUUCCUCAGCCGAGUGAAGACUGUGAGAGCCGCCUCACGUCGUCGCACUGGGACGACUGGGGCUACGGUAACGACCACCACUCGGAGAGACUCACCCCAGUGCAGCUUGAGUACCUGCGCAACGCACCCACUGAUGCAAAUGGCGACAUCCUUGACGAGGCCGGCGAUCGCGUCUUCGGCGGGAACGACGAUAUUACAAGUUUCAUAGACCAGGCCUUGUCCCUUGACCACUGCACUCCGGCGACUGAGCGCUACCGUGAUGAGUGCGACCCCGUACCCAAGACGGAGUACGGCGUUUGGGACAAGGGCGCCAUGCUGCUGCGCCUCAGAGUCGACCCCAACCUCCUGGGCUGGGACCGCGAAGCCGAGGACUGGAUGGAGAUGGGUGAAUGA
This is a messenger RNA of Cutaneotrichosporon cavernicola, 1704 nucleotides long. RefSeq lists its product as uncharacterized. The record is from RefSeq and is a predicted model, not a curated record. Lineage: Eukaryota; Fungi; Basidiomycota; Tremellomycetes; Trichosporonales; Trichosporonaceae. The transcript has 3 exons. Bases 1 to 1704 code for a protein of 567 amino acids.